This is a messenger RNA of Momordica charantia (bitter melon), 2548 nucleotides long. Its product is annotated as cyclic nucleotide-gated ion channel 1. NCBI's taxonomy places the organism in Eukaryota, Viridiplantae, Streptophyta, Magnoliopsida, Cucurbitales, Cucurbitaceae. Gene Ontology annotation, cellular component: membrane. Gene Ontology annotation, biological process: monoatomic ion transport; transmembrane transport. Gene Ontology annotation, molecular function: monoatomic ion channel activity. The record is from RefSeq and is a predicted model, not a curated record.
CCGGGUGGCAACUCCCAAAGAAUGCAGAGUCAAAGCUCUGUAACUCCACUGUCUUGUUACAUGGACCUUCGCCGCGGGACCCAACUGCGCCCCAAUUCCAAUUUCUGAUCAUCUCGGAGCUACAUUCUCUUUGUGUGGACUAGUCAAAUUCCGGAAGAAAGCUUCAUCAUUCAUAAUGGCAGUUCGGAAUUUUCCUCGCAAGUUUUGUAGCGCAUUUCGGCUUUCUACGAGCAAGAACAACAACUUUAAUGAGCGAGUGGACGUUUUCUUUGCUUUCUUUCCGUUCCCAUUUGAAAGGUUUCAAGAUCCCAGGCCAGAGAAAGCUAGUGGAGUUUCCUAGUGGAUGAGUGAAUGAAUUCAGGCAGUACAAGUAAACUUGGUUUGAAAAUCUCUUCGCAUUGGACUGGCAUCUAGUUCUGAGAGAGUUAGAAGAGCUAAGAAACUAAUGAAAUCUUCUAUAUCUAAUAACCUCACGCCUGAAGGCUUGCGCUCUGGGAGAAAAAUGUUUGACCCACAGGAACAUUUUCUUCAAACAUGGAACAAGAUGUUUGUGCUGUCUUGUGUGAUUUCUGUUUCGCUGGAUCCUCUGUUCUUUUAUGUUCCUGUGAUUGAUAAUAACAAGAACUGUCUAAGGUUGGAUAGGAAAUUGGAGAAUCUGGCCUGUAUCUUACGAUUAUUUACAGAUGUAUUCUAUAUUGUGCGUAUUUUUUUUCAGUUUCGUACAGGAUUUAUUGCUCCCUCUUCCCGAGUAUUUGGAAGAGGUGUUUUAGUAGAAGAUUCAUGGGCAAUAGCAAAGAGGUAUCUGUCAUCAUACUUUCUAAUUGACAUUUCUUCAGUCCUCCCACUUCCACAGGUGGUGAUUCUGAUAAUCAUCCCUAAAAUGGGAGGUUCGAGAUCAAUGAAUGCAAAGGACUUGCUGAAGUUUGUUGUUUUAUGUCAAUAUGUGCCAAGGUUUCUUCGAAUCUAUCCACUGUAUAAAGAAGUUACAAGGACCUCGGGCCUAUUCAUUGAAAGUGCAUGGGCGGGAGUUGCAUUUAAUCUCUUUCUAUACAUGCUAGCCAGCCAUGUAUUUGGGGCGUUAUGGUACUUAUUUUCUGUAGAACGGGAAACCCAAUGCUGGCUUGAAGCUUGUAACAAUCAUAGUGGCUGUACCUCUACUUCCUUGUAUUGUGAUGACCGUUUUGAAGGGAACACAUUCCUCAAUGUUUCUUGCCCAAUCAAACCGCCAAAUGAGACACUUUAUAACUUUGGAAUAUUCCUUCAUGCCCUUCAAUCUGGUAUUGUGGAAUCAAUGGAUUUUCCAUCGAAGUUGUCUUACUGCUUUUGGUGGGGCUUAAGGAAUUUAAGCUCUUGGGGUCAAAAUCUUGCUACGACGAGCACUUACACAUGGGAAAACUGCUUUGCAGUUUUAGUUUGCAUCUCUGGCUUAGUGUUGUUUCCGUCACUCAUAGGCAACAUGCAGAUGUAUUGGCUAUCCACAAACACAAGGGUGGAGGAGAUGAGAGUGAGAAGGAGAGAUGUAGAACAAUGGAUGUCACAUUGCUUACUCCCUGAGAAUCUAAGGAAGCGGGUUCGGAGGUAUGAACAUUACACUUGGCAAGAAACCAGAGGUGUUAAUGAACAUAAUCUACUGCAUAAUCUUCCUAGAGACCUCCAACGAGACAUUAAACGCCAUCUUUGCUUGGCUUUGCUAAUGCGAGUUCCAAUGUUUGAAAAGAUGGAUGAACAAUUGCUAGACGCGAUUUGUGCCCGUCUAAAGCCAGUGCUGUACACGGAAGAAAGCAACAUUGUUCGGGAAGGCGACCCAGUCACCGAGAUGCUCUUCAUCAUGCGAGGCAAGCUAUUAUCCAUGACAACAAAUGGUGGGAGAACUGGUUUCUUCAACUCUGAUUUUCUCAUGGCUGGUGAUUUCUGUGGGGAAGAGCUACUAACUUGGGCUCUAGACCCUCAUUCCUCAACCAAUCUCCCCAUUUCAACUCGAACCGUCCGAGCACUUACAGAAGUUGAAGCAUUUGCUUUAAAACCCAAGGACUUGAAACUUGUAGCGUCUCAAUACCGCAGGCUUCACAGCAAACAUCUGCGCCAUAUUUUCAGAUUCUACUCACAGCAAUGGAGAACCUGGGCAGCUUGUUUUGUACAAGCAGCAUGGCGACGCCAUCGAAGAAUGAAGCUCAGAGAGUCUAUCCAGGAAGAAGAGAGUAGAGUGAAAGACACGUUGGCUAAGCUCGAGGGGCGGUCGCCGAGUUUAGACGCCACCAUCUAUGCAUCUAGAUUUGCUGCUAACAUGCUGCUUCAGAAGCCAGCAGAGCCUGAUUUUACCUUGGAAGUUAACACAUAACCAUAGAUUAAAAAGGUGACAUUUUAUUUACAUCUGUUGUUUAUCACUUUAUGUUGCCUCUUGGUUUGGAGAUGAGGAUGUACUGAGCUGCUUGUUCUUAUUUGGAAUGGUUCAUUUUCAUUGUAGAAAUAAUAGCAUUUGCAAUAAUCAGAGGGUACAUUGUUGAAUCCUUCAAGAAAAUAAAGUUGAGUGUACUGCACCAAGCAUAAA